GAGUCCUAAACACUGGACCGCCAGGGAAGUCCCCAGCAAUUCUUGAAUGAGAUCCAGUUUGUCCAUUUCUUAUAAAUAAGUCUGUUAACUUAGUAUACUUUAGGGCCUCCUGCUACCUUAGUUGACGCAUAUUCAAGAAAAAUAAUUUGUUUCAAUAGUAGCGUAAACAUCAUUAGAAAGAAAUUUACUGGAGACAUGAAUGCAAUCUAAUAUGAUUUUUUAAUUAUUUCUGCCAUUAAUUCCUACCAUUAGUGUGAAUAAUUGAGUUGGUUUUAUAGUGAAGUAGCUUGUGAGUCAUACUUGAGGGUUUUAAAGAGGGACUGUGAAGUUUUUUCUGGCUUACAUUCAAUUAUGUUUUCAUUAUAGAGUUGCUAUUACAUGAAGAGGAGCCAGUGAACACUUUUCUUAUUUCCUGCUAUUUUAAAAAUAAUUUGAUUACUGAUUUGUAUUUCUAGCAUUGGUUUUUGAACUUUGUGCUCUCAUUCUUUCUAGUGCAUUUAAAAAUCACCAUUUAAGAUGACAGCUGAUUAAAAUUGGCCUUUAUUAAGGUCUUUCAGUCUUCUCAAGGAGGAAGGCCACGUUUUGGCUCUAGUUGCUUGUCAUUUUAAGGAUGUCUUCAAAAUGUACAGUGGCUAAAGUUAUCCUGCAGGCAGUAAUUUUGAGUUUAAAAUGGCUGUAUUUAAGUUUGGGGGAGAAUAAUGGAAAAACAGAAAACAAAUCACCUUUGAGUGAUGGAACCUUUAAGCUUACAAUAGAAUUCACUGAAGAAUAUCCGAAUAAGCCACCUACGGUUAGAUUUGUCUCUAAGAUGUUUCAUCCAAAUGUCUAUGCAGAUGGUAGUAUAUGUCUGGACAUACUUCAGAACCGUUGGAGUCCAACAUAUGAUGUGUCUUCCAUUUUAACAUCCAUACAGUCUCUUUUGGAUGAACCCAAUCCCAAUAGUCCAGCAAACAGCCAGGCUGCUCAGCUGUACCAGGAGAACAAGCGGGAGUAUGAAAAACGUGUUUCUGCGAUAGUAGAACAGAGCUGGCGUGACUGUUGACCCGGGUGCAGGAAAAGAAGCAGCUGGUCAUAAGAAAAAUAUAUAUUGAUGUGUUUGUCACCUUCCUAUUCAUCAGUGUCAUUACAUUUACUUUAUUAAAAGCAAAAUAGCUGUUGUGCUGUUUCCAUCUUCCCUUGCCAGGCUUUUCCUACCCCUUCUACCCUCUCCUUAAACAUCAGAAAACACCCUCUAUGAGAUCAAAUGUACUGUACCUGGGUUACGUGCAAAAAGUCACUAAUGCUUAAUUAAUUCCUUUUCUGUUGUAUCUCAUUUCCAGUUUUAUGGCAGUAUUGUGUUACUGUACUUUACACUAAGCUUUUAAAAUGAAUGAAUUUACAAGUGGUGCUUAUGCAUAGCUUGAUGACCAGAAAGUUAUUUUUAACAGAAUGAUUAUUGAAGAGUUUCACCCUGGCUGGUCCUUCACUUUUGUUGGAUUUAGAAGUGAAUUUUUGGAAUAUGGCCUAUAGAAGACAGGGAAACAAAUCCACAUAAACACUCAUUUUGAAAGAGCAAUGGAAGCUAAAAAGGCUAUGAUACUAAUAUCAAACUAACAUGAGUUGUGUUUUGUACUGGUAGGAAGGAGAAUGUUAAAGGGCUCAGCCAAAGGAGUGCAGCAUAGUAACUGACACUUCCUCUCCUUGCAAGGUGUUCAAUGGACACACCCAAGCUAAGAUUCAGAAUACUGAAGUCUUCUGGAUUUUCACUUUUUAAAGAGGUGUGGGAGCAGAGGAAUGGAAACAAUCAUUAGUUUUUAAGCUAGGGAAGGUUGGAGAUCCUUUAAUCCUUUUAAAGGAGCAGUGCUACCCUAGAUGAACAAAUUUAUAAUCAUUGUUUUUUUUAGAGUUUUAAUUAACCCAAGGAAGGGAACGUGUCUGUGGUAAACUAUUUUCCACUCAAAUCCUCUGUUAAUGCUGCAUGCUUUAGUUUCUUCCUCCCUUUCAGUAUUAUAAGAACCUUAAAGUCAAUGUCUGUAAUCUUUCUUUGGAUAUUUAUACUUUCAGAUUGACAGUACCUUUAAGUAGCAGUGUGGGACAAAGCUUGUUUUGUCUGAUGUUCCAUUGUCACCUUUUGUGCAUUUAUCACUCUUCUGAAUUUAACUUUGCACAAGUAACCCAUGUAAAAAAUGUACAUUUUUCAAAACUUGUAAAUAAAAAUAACCUUAAAA
This is a messenger RNA of Aethalodelphis obliquidens (Pacific white-sided dolphin), 2207 nucleotides long. RefSeq names its product ubiquitin conjugating enzyme E2 A (gene UBE2A). The transcript has 4 exons. Bases 611 to 1042 code for a protein of 143 amino acids. Lineage: Eukaryota; Metazoa; Chordata; Mammalia; Artiodactyla; Delphinidae. The record is from RefSeq and is a predicted model, not a curated record.